Molecule: messenger RNA, 3393 nt
Organism: Acanthochromis polyacanthus (spiny chromis)
Lineage: Eukaryota; Metazoa; Chordata; Actinopteri; Pomacentridae
Exons: 6
Coding region: 1409-2866 (485 amino acids)
Source: RefSeq, a predicted model, not a curated record
GAAAAAUAAACAUUUUAUGUUGGACAACCGUUUUUAUUUUUUAUAUAAUGUGCCCUAUAUGAUUACUAUUGUUUCAAAAACACAUUAUCAGUUUCCACUGUUGAUGAAUUUGCAUUAGCGCAGUUGAAGUUAUGCUUGUAAUAGCAUUGAUGAGAUACCAACGCUAUUACAACGCUUCCUUGAGACACACCAGAUACACGAUGGCUUUCAAAUGCCCCCAAAGAUACCAUCAAAUGCAUCUUCUAGGUUAUCUGAAACAUAAAAAUAUACAUUAUACAUUUUCCUAUGUGUGAAAACUUAUGGCUCACACUGUAUAUCCUAAAAAAAGUACCAUAAAUGUACAGAAAGUCACUUGUAAUGCAUUUUUGGAGGGAAACAACAGUGUGCUGUAUACUGUGCAAUAGAAUGGGAAAACUACAAAACUCAGCAACAAAAUACUAAUCUUCUCACAUCUUUUGAACCCACAAGGUGCAAAACCUACAGCAAUAAUAAGAAUAAAAUAAAAAUAAUAGAUGCAAAACAAAAAUAUGAAGAACAUAUUAAACUAAUUGGCACAUGUAAGACAGUAUGCCAGUGUGUGUGCAUGGGCUUUACAAAUGUAUUUCUCACAGGUGCAGCACACAGUAUUUGUUUUACAGUCCUUGUUACUUCUGGAUGUCUGAAAAAAAAAACUGAUCUAUGAUCUGCUGGGUACUGAAAACUGAAAACUCGUGGCUUGAGCAAAGAGAAAACUGGUGGUGCUGUCAUCUGCAGGAACCUUCAUAAUGUUUGAACUCAUCCCCCAUUAGUAAACGAUGCUUUCAAGAAAUGUUUCAUUUUUUUUAACUGUUAAAACCUGAGAUUUGUUGUGGAUGAGUGAGGAGAAAAUGUUUUAACACUGCGUAACCAAACCCGUUUUGACGUAAGUAAAGCUCCAUGAAUGAAGCUCUGCUAAGUUAGUGUCAGAAAUGUGAGAUUUCCUGUUGCUUACUUCAUAAUAAAAGUCUCCCUCUCGUUCGCUGAUGGAACACUUUAUUGUGAAGGAACACCAACAGGAAAUGCUAAGUUUUCCUUCACAGCAACUUAACACAACUUCGCCAUGUCGUUUCCGAAUGGAGGGUAGUCGCCGUGGGGACAGCUAAAGUUAGUAAGGAGAGUACCUGCACAGAAUCAGAGGUAUGGGAGAAACACACGCUUUCUCUGACUUUAGCUGCUCCCCCGGCGGCCAUGGAAAAUGGGCGCGAUCGUCUUCGUGACCGCUAAACUCAGGAAAGGAAUGUACCGGCAUCUACUCGGAGGUAAUAGAGGAACACACACCUUUCCUGAUUGUAGCGGUCCCCAUUGCGACCACGUCCUGCUCUCACUACGUGACGACGUUCAGUCACAGACGUCCUGAACCGUCGGAGGAAGACCACGUGGAAGCCGAAAGAUGAGAGAAGCAGAGAAGGGACGAGCACUGUCCACCGAUAAAGAGAUGGAAGCUAAACAGACAGGAUGCCACUCGAGGUUGAAGGCACACUUACGUCGCUCGAAAGCGCAUGAUGGAAAAUGCUUAGCCGAGCACAUACCCUCCCAAACACAGAAAUUGAACUCAGACUCAGCCGAUGCAUGUACCCCUGAAAGCUCAAGGUGUGAUGCCCCAGAUGGACCACCCUUGAGAAGAGCCGACGGUGUACUGCUUACCAAAGAAUACCUUAAACAGGUCUCAAGGACAUCUGAUGGUUCCGAAGCAUCCAUCAGCUGCGUUGAAAGCAAUGAUGAUGAGUAUGUCCCUGCAAAAGACUCUGCAGAUGAAGGCAGUUCAGAAGUACCUGGUCCUAUCAAAGCUCCAUUGUUGACCAAGAGGACUUGCAGAACAAAGACAAAGCCCAGAACUUCUGUAGAUGAAGAAAAGAAGCGAACAGAAAGUGAAAAAAGUGAUGGCACAGGACAGGAUAAUGUCUCAGUAAUGAAGCUGAAAAAAAAGCAUAAUGGUGCCAGAGUGUACAGUAAAACCCAUUAUUGCUUGUUCUGUCCUGUCAACUGUCAUAAAAUGUCGAGACACUUAAUUCGAAAACACAGCAGAGAACCUGCUGUAGCUAAAGCUAUAAGUUUUCCUUUGAAAUCAAAGGAACGUAAAAUGCACUUUGACCUCAUCAGGAACCAAGGGAACCGUGCGCACAAUAAUGAGGUCCUAAACAAUGGCAGUGGCACACUAGUCCCUGGUCAUCAACCUGCAAAACCAGGGAAAACAAGUGAUUAUAUGCAUUGCAUAAAUUGUGAAGCUUUUUUGAAAAGAAAAACAUUAAAGAAACACAUGUCCACAUGCAGGCUUUCACAAACAUGUAGCAGUACAAAGCCAGGCAACAAUUGUAUCCAGUCACCCUUUGUACAACCUGUUCCUGAUGGUGUUACCCAAAAAGUUUGGGAGCUAGUGAAUGCCAUGCACAAAGAUGAAAUCAAGAGCAUUGUAAGAAAAGAGAAAAGCAUUUUGAAACUAGCUGAACAUCUUUAUGCUAAACAUGGACACGACAAAACCAAACAUGAAUACAUAAGACAAAAAAUGCGCGAAGUAGGACGACUGAUCCAGCAGUCCCAGAAAAGAGGUCUGAAAUGCCUUAAAGACUUCUUUGUGCCCUCCAACUUUCAUCUUGUGAUCGAGGCAGUAAAAGCUGUGGCUGGAUUUGAUGAGGAGAAAAACAUGUUUAAAACUCCAUCAUUAGCUCUGAAGCUCCGUUACAGUCUGAGGAAACUUGCAGACAUUCUUGAGUGUGAGGCACAGAUGGCAGAGUCGGGCAAUGAAGAGUUUCUUAACAACCUGAAAAGGACUAGGGGUCUUUUUGAGAAGAAAUGGGAUGUGUCUCUCUCAUCAGGUGAGUUGUACAAGAAUUGUGUUCAUUAUGAUUAAUCAUAUGACAGUUUAUCAUUUUUGUUUUAAUGGCUUGACUAAGAAUCCUUUAUACAGAACUCUUUUGUGUUUAUGUAAACAAGGACAUACUUUGUUUAUACAAGCACCUAGAAACACAUCAUUUAUUAUUUAGCAAAUUCUAAUAGUAUAAAUCAGAGUAUGACAGUGACAGCUCUAACAACACAACAUACUAACCUUUAUGCAUCAUGUUCGUUAGUUGUCUUUCCUCUCUUUCUCCUCUGUUGUCUCUUCUGUCUGUCCUCACUGCUUCACUCUGGUUGAAAUCUCCAGAUUCUGUAAAGAAAGCGAACAUGUAACCGUUCUAAAAUCGUUCACAGUGAAGGUGUUACCAUCUUAUAUUAUUACCUUAUAUUGAUAUAUUUGUCGUUUCUUUUUUUGCAGGAUCCUCAAGCUCCAAGAAAAAAUGUCAUCCAGAGUCUGACAGUGACGACCAUCUGUCAGGAGGACUGGAAGACUAUGAUGGGCCUGGCAGUGUUGAACUUGCCACUAAAGCAGGAUCCCCAGGC